UGGCGGCACACGCGAUAAUUUUGAAGUGUGCUGGAUUCUGGCAGAACAAAAACCUCAUUUUGACACAUUCCCGCUCAGUAACAAAAUUUUUGUCAAGGUAAAUCGCGCAAACAUUGUGUAGGCCCCUUCUGUGUUAUCGCUUUCCCACACACCAAUCCCCUAAAUAAAAAUUCCCCGUGCAUAUAUGGACCCCAAAACGUCCACAUUGAAAAUGCAGCAGGCCUACCUGGUCGAGCUGAGUGAAGACGAAGACAUUGACACGGAUGAUACCUCCGCAUGCGCAGAUACAUUACAAUUAGAACCCACCAAUGAGAAAUCAGAAACACCAGUGGCGAUUGACAUCAAGUCAAACACUCCAGGCAAGUCGGAGAAACAUCGUGCAGCGUACGAAAGCACACGAGCGAACAAACACAAAGAUGACUCACAAGUUGCCUGCUUUACGUGUUUCCUCGGUCCGUGUCCGGAGGUCGUCAAUGCAAACUUCAAACACUCUGAGUUUAUGAUUUGUUACCGUGAUGCCAAGUCACGAUGCGAGAACGGUAUGAUGCGCUACUACUGCUGCCCUCUAUACUUGGCAACCAUAAAGAAAAACGGUGAAGAGACUUAUGAGUUACGCGCGGUGCAAACCGAAAGUAAUCUACAAUCGAAUGAUUUUAAUAAUCAUAAUGGAGGGGGCGCUGCUGGUGGCACUCGGAUGAAUCACGAGUGGCAUUCGUUUUAUAAUAAUACGCAGGCGCAUCCGAAUUUGGGCGCCGGCAUGUCCCAUCACAGUUUUAGUAAUCAUCACUUCAACUGCCGCCAGCUGCCGCCACAGUUCAACUUUUUGCAUCAUUGUAGCUGCGCAUGUCCGCCUCAAAUGAUGGCGUAUUACUUAAGUAACUAUCGGUAUCAACAGCAGCAGUUAUCACCGCAUGGGCAAGCGUCACAGCAGGGUUUCCGGCAGUUUGGGUACCAUCCGAGUUAUAUGUUUCCGUCGCCCGGAUCUGCGAUGAGUUGACUUAAGUAACUUUUGAAGAAAUAAUGUAAUGGAUCCCGCGUGAUGGUAGUCUCUGUCAAAUUUUCUUUUUUUAUUGAAAUAUGUACGCAAACAUUAGGAAGAAGUAAAAACGGCAAUAACAACA
Messenger RNA from Dalotia coriaria, 1121 nucleotides. RefSeq lists its product as uncharacterized. The record is from RefSeq and is a predicted model, not a curated record. The transcript has a single exon. Lineage: Eukaryota; Metazoa; Arthropoda; Insecta; Coleoptera; Staphylinidae. The coding region runs from base 185 to 997 and encodes 270 amino acids.